This is a messenger RNA of Eruca vesicaria subsp. sativa (arugula), 1158 nucleotides long. The record is from the annotation of a GenBank genome assembly. Lineage: Eukaryota; Viridiplantae; Streptophyta; Magnoliopsida; Brassicales; Brassicaceae.
AUGGCGUUCCAUAACAAUAAUUUCAAUCACUUCAUCGACCAACAACACCAGCCUCCUCCUCCUCCACCGCAGCAGGAACAUCAUUUCCACGAAUCCACACCGCCUAAUUGGCUCCUCCGCUCCGAUAACAAUUUCUUAAACCUCCACACUGCCGCCUCCGUCGCAGCAACAAGCUCCCCCUCUCCUUCCUCGGCAGCUGCUAACCAGUGGCUCUCUCGGUCCUCCUCUUUCCUCCAACGAGCCGGAGGGGGCCUCAACAACAAUAACGUCCGUUCAGGUGACGUCAUCGAAGACGUUACUACCGGAGGAGAGGAGGCAAUGAUGAACGGCGAGAGGAAGGAGGCGGAGAGAUGGCAAAAUGCGAGGCACAAGGCGGAGAUACUCUCUCAUCCACUAUACGAGCAGCUUUUGUCAGCACACGUGGCGUGCCUGAGGAUCGCCACGCCUGUGGAUCAGCUUCCUAGGAUCGAUGCACAGCUAGGUCAGUCGCAGAACGUCGUGGCUAAGUACUCGAAUAUAGACGCUGCUGCUCAAGGACUCAUCUCCGGCGAUGACAAGGAGCUUGACCACUUCAUGACGCAUUAUGUACUGUUGCUGUGCUCUUUUAAAGAACAACUGCAACAGCAUGUUCGUGUCCAUGCAAUGGAAGCUGUUAUGGCCUGUUGGGAGAUUGAGCAGUCUCUUCAAAGCUUAACAGGAGUGUCUCCUGGUGAAGGCACAGGAGCAACAAUGUCUGAGGACGAAGAUGAGCAAGUAGAGAGUGAUGCUCAUAUGUAUGAUGGAAGCGUAGAUGGGUUAGGGUUUGGUCCUCUUGUCCCCACUGAGAGCGAGAGAUCCUUAAUGGAACGAGUUAGACAAGAACUCAAACAUGAACUCAAGCAGGGCUACAAGGAGAAAAUUGUAGACAUAAGAGAGGAGAUAUUGAGAAAAAGAAGAGCUGGGAAAUUACCAGGAGACACCACCUCUGUUCUCAAAGCUUGGUGGCAGUCUCAUUCUAAGUGGCCUUACCCUACUGAGGAAGAUAAGGUGAGGUUGGUGCAAGAGACGGGGUUGCAGCUCAAACAGAUAAACAAUUGGUUCAUCAAUCAAAGAAAGAGGAAUUGGCAUAGCAAUCCAUCUUCGUCUACCAUCCCAAAAAACAAACGCAGAAGGUACUAA